Alnus glutinosa is the source of this 797-nucleotide messenger RNA. RefSeq names its product ankyrin repeat-containing protein P16F5.05c. The transcript is spliced from 6 exons. The coding region runs from base 105 to 563 and encodes 152 amino acids. Gene Ontology annotation, molecular function: protein binding. The record is from RefSeq and is a predicted model, not a curated record. Lineage: Eukaryota; Viridiplantae; Streptophyta; Magnoliopsida; Fagales; Betulaceae.
CAUACCAAAAAUCAAUAGCCCGUCAUCAGCAUCGUCUCCGCGUACUUCUUCUUAGAUUUUCUUUGUUAGAUUGCCCAGUCCUGUACUUCAGGAACUAGGGAUAGAUGGGGACGGAGGCAAACACAGCAGAGCAGACGUCAACUGAAACGACGCCGGAGCAUGUGGACGCCUUGCUUGAGGCUGCUAGAUACGAUGAUCUCGACGACGUCGUUAGCUUAGCCGCCGCCGGUGUUCCUCUUGAUUCCAAGGACUCACUUGGCCGAACAGCCCUUCAUAUGGCUGCAGCUAAUGGGCAUCUUGACAUCAUAGAAUAUCUUAUCAACAGAGGAGUGGACCUUAAUGCUUUCAAUGAGGAGAAGAAUACAGCUCUUCAUUGGGCUUGCCUCAAUGGGCAUAUUGAGGCGGUUAAGAAACUGAUCUUGGCAGGAGCAAAUGUGAGUGUAUUAAACAGCUAUGAGAGGACACCAAUGGAUGAAGCAGUUAGUCGGGAUAAGGUGGAUGUCAUUGAUGCGAUUAAUGCAGCGGUGGCACAAGUAGAACUUACUGGUAUGAGGGUUUCCUAAUGUUCGACUUUCCUAAUUGAAGUCAGAGUUCCGAAAGAUUUUUGUUAAAAGAUUUUAUUAUGUUUUUCUCUUAUAAAUUACAAGCUUGUAAUGUGAAAUUUUUGUUCAAAGCUGUUGAGUCUCUCCUGGCUCUUUGCAUAUUACUGAUUUAGUAGUCUUUCCAACUUUCAUACAUCCAAACUCAUUACUUGUGCUUCGAUACCUAGGAAGUUGAAAACCUAAUAUUGUUUCUUC